Molecule: messenger RNA, 5442 nt
Organism: Fundulus heteroclitus (mummichog)
Lineage: Eukaryota; Metazoa; Chordata; Actinopteri; Cyprinodontiformes; Fundulidae
Gene: hoxc6a
Product: homeobox C6a
Exons: 2
Coding region: 3902-4612 (236 amino acids)
Biological process (GO): anterior/posterior pattern specification; regulation of transcription by RNA polymerase II
Cellular component (GO): nucleus
Molecular function (GO): RNA polymerase II cis-regulatory region sequence-specific DNA binding; DNA-binding transcription factor activity, RNA polymerase II-specific
Source: RefSeq, a predicted model, not a curated record
AGGAGGAGGGGCACUACUGUCUAUGUUGCUUUCUUCUUGUUUUUUUUUUUUAAGCUGAAAGCAGUUGUUCUCAUUAAAGCUCAACCUGGAGAAAUGCUCUCUUUGUUUUAGCGCCGUCUGUGCUGGGACAAAAUAUGGCUGUGUGUGUGAUAAAGGGGGCUUCUGGUGUUUCAGUCUGUUGCUGCUGCAUCUCAACACUUUCAAUAUCCGAAGAAUAUAAUUACCGGAAAAAAGGUCUCCUAAACUCGUUGUUUGCUUUUCCCCCUUUAUGAAACAUUGUUGGCGCAGUGGAUCGUGUCCUGCUGCUUCCCGGCUCUACGGAGAAAAGAGGAAGAGAGAGAGGUUGCACUUUAAUGGAUGCCAUUUGGGCAAAUCAGGGUGUUUUUUUUUUUCUUAAAAGACGGGAGGAGAAAAAGAAUACUCCAUUGUUUAGCUGUGCAGUGCUUUUUAAAAGCAGAGAUGGCUCGCAUAAAACUUCAUGAAGUCAUGAAUCUGUCCGCGUCACCGCAUUUAGAACCUCACUUAAAAAUCCCGACAGGCCCCAAAAUUUUGCUCCCCGCUAAUGGUCCUAAUUUAUGAUGUGUGGAUCAACAUGUGCUCAUUGGGCAACAGCUUCCUGAGUGCUUAACGAGCAUAAAGACGAACACUUCCGGGCAUUAAUUGGGCCGGCCGGCUACACGGUAAAGUGCUUAUAGGAGCUUUACGUUGUUAGUAUGAGAAUAAGUCCUUAUUAGAAGCGAUGGGGAGGGAAAGAAGAGAAAAAAGCACCAGGGCUGGGGCAGAGUUUGCUCCCCUCGCUGUGUUUUUAAUCAUGGGAUAAUGCAGGAACUGUGCAGGUCCCGUAUAAAUUAUUGCUGAGUUAUGUUAGAAAGUCGGUCCUGUACGCGAGGAGACAAGAGGAAGGCUUUAGGUACUCUGGUGUGGAGGGGUGGGGGCUAUUUUGUUGGAGGAAUAAGGCCUGAAAACCUCAGGAAGUGAUUAAAGCCAAGGGUAAAAAUGGUCUAAUAAUAAUACUACGAUAACACACAAUGUGCAAAACCGCAAAUUGACAGACCAGUUUUAAUUCGUCUUUCGAAGUAUAAUCCAGGAGACAAUUCUCAAUAUUAGUCUAAAAACAUAAUGGACUAUAAAUUCUACUUCUAGACCUUUCUUUGCGCAUUCGGGUUCACUCCAAAUGUCCCCUUUCUAAAAGGAAAUCUCCAAAACGUGGACCAAACGGCGUCCUCCCGCCGUCCAUCCCAAAUUGCAUGUGAUUUGCCUCACGGGCCGCAAUAAAACACUAAAACUCUGGGGAAAAGAAUGACCUUUCUGAUUCUGCACACUGACACAACCUCUGCUGCAUUCCAGUCCCCACAUUGGCUCCACUGUUCGAGCCUUUUAAUUUACAGCCUUCGACUCCAUGGACCGGCGUGUUUUUCCUGUUUAGUGUGCAAGCAACAAUGAGGCAGGAGGGGGGAAAUAGCAGCGGUGGUGACGAGCCAAAACAGUCUCAGAAGAGAUAUUUUUGACUUUUUAAAUAUAGAAAUAUUGAAUGGAUUUUAGUGGGUGUUGAAAACAGCAUUUGGAAUCCAAAAUAAAAAAGCGCCUACUGAUCCAACGCACACAUUAAAGACUCCUUCACUGAUAUUACGCGUUCACGCAUAACGAAAUUUCGUUUGGUAACUCUCGGUACACGUGAAUAUGCAUCUGCUAUAGUGAGAAUGGCACAUUCACAAAGUUAUACCAAGCGGGGACACGUCCCCCUAUAUUAUGCCGUUAAUUCGCAUCAGUCAAAUCCAGAUAAAAAAAAAACAGUUUAAGAAUGCAAAUCUUAUUGGGGGGAAAUGUUCUCCUCAUGACGCAUAAGAAACGUAAAUUCUGCAAUUUCUGAUAGUUGUGUUUGUGUGUAUUUAAGCUCCAAACCCGCUGCAGCCCAGAAUAAUUUAUACAAAAAAUAUUGUGCAAAAUAGAAAUGAUGUUGCAUCGCAAACUAACUUUUUGCGCUCUGUUUGCCUUCAAUCUGUGCGACGCGGGUAUGCCACAUAUGGUCGGGUGAAGGGAACUUUUAUUGCACCGUCCACUUCCUCCUCUUUUGUUGUUGUCUCUUUUUAUGGUCUUUUCAGGAUUGCCCCCCUCCCCUCCUUCUGACAAAAAAAGAAAAAAAAGAAAAAGAAAAGAAAAACAGAACAAACAGCGUUGCACAUUUCAGGCAACGCGUAUUUAUACUUAUUGGAUAAGAUCAAUGAGCUGAACCAGUAUGGCUGCCGCAGCCAGAGCGACUGCGCUAAAGCAGACGUUUUUUAAUAGCCUUAUUGAUUAUUUUAUUGGUAUCAAUUAUGGCUUGUUUCAAAACGGAGGGAUAAUGCAGAUUGUCGUCUCAAGUGCAUGCGAGCAAGUUUUUUUUUAUUAUUAUUAUUUCCAUUUGGUUUAAAAGCAUUUAAAUUUGGGGUCAAUGAGAUGCUAGGCAGGCAAGAGGCUCUCUUAAAAAUAAAAAAAUAAUAAUAAAGUGGAAAAUGAGCAUUUUGUCUUGCGUCCAAUUGCAUUAUUUUUAACUAUUUAAAAGCAGUUCAUUUUGCUCUAAAAUGGCUUUGGGUUUUGCGCAAAGCAACCCCUCGAGUAAUUUGCAAAGAUAUAAUUUGCUGCAGAGAUAAUUGCCGGUUGCUGUUUCCCCUCGUGUGUGUGUGUGUGUGUGUGUGUGUGUGUGUGUGUGUGUGUGUGUGUGUGUGUGUGUGUGUGUGUGUGUGUGUGUGUGUGUCAGAGGAAUGUGAGGUAAGCUCGGAACAAAACUGGGACUCAGAAACAUCUGUAUCAAGACAAUUAAAUGAUGUGUUUGGACUCUUCGCGGUGCAAACUCGACAUGAAGUCUGGUGUUUUGUUUAUUAAUUAUUUGGCGCACCAGGCACAGCUGGCCUGCAGGGGGAACGAGUUUAUACUGCUAGACAUCGAUUAAGUAGAAAUAAUUUUAAAUCGUGCUGUAGAAGUCAUGCUCUCGGACUCGUUUAUAAGAUGAGUUUUGCUCCUCACUUGCUGUGCGCUGUUUUUUGUUUCUCAGCCUGCUUGAGUUUGCUGGUUUUUUUUUUUUUUUUUUUGCUGCAGAGAGACAGUUGUUGGUGAGCUGGGGAACGUCACUUGUUUUAUUGCCCUCACAGAAGAGAGACCAUAAACGCAUUCUUACUCCCUGCACCCGAACCCCCCUUUUGUAGUUCACUUUUUCAAAGGUGCUCACAUGCUUGUAACUUUAUGCCCAAAUGAAUCAUCAAGGAGUCUAUUGGGGGGAGUUGCCGAUAGGCAAUUAAUGCCGAAUAUUUGCAUAAUAUCCUGCGAGUUCUGAUUCUGAUAUAAACAUGAUUCAAGCAUGAGAUUCUUCAUAUUUCCCGUUUCUCAUCCUGGAUGGAAACAACUCAUACGUUUUACCCUUCCAAUAAAGUUCAGACCCAAUAGAAAAAAUAAAAAUAAAAUAAAAUAAACUUCCCAUCCAGUCAAGCGGGGCGGUGCGCCCGUACUUCACCGUCUGCGUUGUGUUUAUCGGCAUUUUUGCACUAAUGCUCCACGCAGCUCUGAGCUAAAAGCCACAGUUUCGCCUCAACUUCCCGCCUCUCAAUUGGUCGGGAAUGGUCAGCUGACGUUGUCAUAUUGUCUCUCACUGAGCCAAGCCUCGGCUAUAACACUCGUGCUUUUUUUUCUUCCCCCCGUCUUAACCGGAGAUUGGAAAUUAAUAAUAUUCAAUCCUCAAAAGUAGCCCCGCGUCCGCGCAGGAGAGGCAGCAACGCGAGAGGGGGGAAAUACGGGCGAUUUUUUGGGGAGGAAGGUGUGGUUGGUUGACUUGACACAGGCGGGAGGGAGAUUUACUGGAGAAGGAAGAUUGAAAAGAGACCCGAUAAAGAAGUGGGGAAGAGUUGGAGAGAAGGGUUACAGGCAAGGUAUGAAUUCUUAUUUCGCAAACCCGUCGCUCUCCUGCCAUUUGUCCGGUGGUCAAGAGGUUCUGCCCAACGUCCCCCUGAACUCCACCACCUAUGACACAGUCAGACAUUUUUCGUCGUACGGCGCCGCUGUGACCCAGAAUCGGAUAUAUGCCCCUUUCUACUCCCCUCAGGAGAAUGUGGUGUUCGGCUCCGGCAGGGCGCAGUACGAGUACGGCUCCAACGUGUUCCUCCAGGACAAGGACGUCCUGCCAAGCUGCAGGCAGACAAACAUGGGACUCGGCUCGCAGAGCCACAUUGCCCAGGAGUACAGUCUGGAUCAGGGGAGGGCAGGAGCACAGGAGCAGAAGAGCAACAUCCCGAUCUACCCGUGGAUGCAGCGCAUGAACUCACACAGCGCAGGAGUGGGUUACGGAACGGACAGGCGCAGGGGACGUCAGAUCUACUCUCGCUACCAAACGCUGGAGCUGGAAAAGGAGUUCCACUUCAACCGCUACCUGACCAGGCGCAGACGCAUCGAGAUCGCCAACGCACUGUGCCUGACGGAGCGGCAGAUCAAGAUCUGGUUCCAGAACCGGCGCAUGAAGUGGAAGAAGGAGAGCAACCUGACCUCCACGGUGACUGGAAGUGAACAGACAGGGGUUGCUCAGGAGGAAGAACGGAGUGGGAGCGCAGUGGAAGAAGGGAAGGAGGAACACACGAAAAAGGAAUAGCUGGGGAGAAUUGCGCGCCCGUGUGUGUGCGUGGAAGUGGAGAGGGGGGGGGGGGGUCACCUCAUGACCAUGAAAGUCCAACAUAACUACCUAAAAUAAUCUAUGAAGACUUGACUUCACUGCAUGAUGGUUAUACCCGCUGCUCUUUAUCUCAUCUUGACCACAGCAGUUGUGGAGCACUAAAUAUUGAAAGCGUUAUUCCAUCCAAAGUUUGGUCUCUGUGACAUUUGGAGCACUGAGGUGUUUUGUUUUAUCAAUAUUAUUAAUAUCAAUGUCUCACAUGUAUUGUGGAAAUAAUAAAAACGAAGAAGUAUUAUUUUCCUGGUUAUUUCCAAAACACCAGGCAAAAAAAAAAAAAGUCUGUAUUUACCCACAGCCAAUUCCUCACUGUGAACCCUUUGAUCACCUCACCAAUUACAGUGGUGGUUUGACUUUGCUCAUUGUUGUACAUGCACAUUCCACGGCGUUCAACGGAACACAGCGUAAACUAGUACUUGAAUUGUCCACAGAUUUAAAGAAGACAAGAAGAAAAAAAAAGAUUCAAGUUGCACGGUUGACCCACAAGCUUCUGUAUAUAUAUAGAAUAAAAGCAGCAUAACAGCAUAUUAUGCAAAUCCCGUAAAGAGCCGUGCAUUUAGCCGCUUGUUUUUUUGGCGCAGCGUAAUGUAAAAGAACAGCGCCACUUCUUUUGAAAUCAUUUGACACACAAUAUGCUCUUUUUUUUUUUGUUUUGAGACAGAUUUGUACACUAGCAAUUCACUUUUUUGAGUGUUAUGAUUUCAUGUUUUGUCAUAUUUGUGUAUCAGAAAAUAAAAUCUUUGUAAAACUUG